GUGGCGAUGUAGUGUGAGGUGAAAAUGACAGUCAUACGCUGUAUGUCGUAAAAUUGUUUCAAACAAUGUUUGAAAUAAUAAAUAUUGGAAUUUUACGUGUUAUUAAUUACAAGAUGGACAUUAAAGAAGAAGAAAAAAGUAUGUUCUUCCCAAGGCAUCAGAAUCCGGAAAUCUCACUUGAGGCGAACGCGUCGCGCGCGUCGCUAACCUUCACGGACUUCGAGGAAGCGAUCGCCUUCGACGUGGACGACCCCGACUUCGCCCGGCUGGAGGCUGUGCGCGCCAGGGGAGCGGCGCGACCCCAAGCGGCGGGCGGCGCAGGUAUGUAAAACUUUGGAAGUAAUUCGAGUGGGAGUGCUUCUCUCAGCAUUUAGAACGCAGUUGCAAUUCUUUCCAGUUGAAAAUGCAGUUUCAGUAGAAAAUUGCCAAAUUUUGUCAUCACAAACACAAAUGUGGGAAUGGCCCAACAUUGUCUGCCUCGAGGCAGACGAAUUUGUGACUUAUUUACGGAAUACAUUGAAUGUUCAUUUUCUCUCAUGA
Molecule: messenger RNA, 540 nt
Organism: Gryllus bimaculatus (two-spotted cricket)
Lineage: Eukaryota; Metazoa; Arthropoda; Insecta; Orthoptera; Gryllidae
Source: the annotation of a GenBank genome assembly